This is a messenger RNA of Bipolaris sorokiniana ND90Pr, 2640 nucleotides long. RefSeq lists its product as uncharacterized. The coding region runs from base 1 to 2640 and encodes 879 amino acids. Lineage: Eukaryota; Fungi; Ascomycota; Dothideomycetes; Pleosporales; Pleosporaceae. The record is from RefSeq and is a predicted model, not a curated record. The transcript has 2 exons.
AUGGCCAUCGCAUAUGAUGUACCACUCAAUGCAGAGGAGCAAGCAUCCAUCAAUGUCGAUGCGCUGGUCAAUGACAGCGAUAAUGAGCCCAUUCGAGCCAUGCCAAUCACUCCACUUAGCAGCCACUUUCUUGAGUAUUCUCGUCGAUCCACUCCUACCAUUCCACCUGGUUUCACAGCCCCAGCUGUUCCAAAAACUGUCAUUGAGGAGUCUCGUGCUCGGCCUGCAUCUCGGCCAAUGUCUAGGACUGCAUCUUCAAGCAUUACACCGGCUGUGCCUGUUGUGCCUGUUACGCCAAUACGAACAUCAACGCCCAGCAAGGCUGGAAAAAGUAGGCAAAAGGGCGAUUCUGCAGAGCCGGCAACACCUACCACAACCCAUGCGGCAACUCCUACAACCAAUACUCAACCCACGACACCCUCCAAGGUUUCGGUACCCAAGGAAACUGUUGUCUUCCCACAAACCCCCAAAGAGCCUACACCGAGAGAAGCCUCUAGGAGAGUCAAGGGCGAAACUGAGACACCCAAGACUGCGUCUGAAACAAGAAAGUCCAUGUCAGAGGCAGCUACAAAGGACGUGCCCAAAGCGAAGGGCACUUCUAAGAAGAACCAAGCUCAAGUACAGACAACUCCCAAGAAAGAGCCGCCAAAAGAGCCCGUACGGACUCCAGUUGCUGCUGCAACCCCCACGUCUUCUACAAAAAGACAGCCUCCAGGCAAGCUCGAUAUCGUAGCGGCGACCAAAUUACCAAAGGACGAGGGAUCUCCAGCUGCAGGACCAGGCAAAGCAGACUCUCAGACGAAGCAUGCUCGUUCGGUAUCAGUUACAGCAGCUGGUUCGGUGCCUCCAAGUCCUGCUGCCUUGGGAACAGGAUCUCCAAUUAAGCGUGCGGGACCGCCAAGGACUCUUCGUGUUGUUGCAACACCAAAGACUGAAGUCCCACCACCCUUGUCUGCGACCACAGCACCGCCUCUCCCGCAUAUUCCGACUGUUGAUAAACUCCGAUCCAGGCAGGCGAGCAUCGCCUCGGUGAACCAGCCAGGAACUCCUGCAAGUGAACUGAUAUCAGACACUGCUUCAAUCACGUCUACGUCUUUCUCUCGGGCUAGUUCACCUCCUCCCGUGGUUGGAAAGGUUGGUACCGCACCUGUGAGGAAGAAGACCAAGUCACAAGCCAAGAAAGAUCGACAAGAACGCAAAAAGCAGAUAGAAGAGGAGCAGCUUGAAGACAACAAGUCGGAUGUUGAGGUUGUGCAAGCUCCUAUUAUUGGUCGUAAGAAGAAAGCAAAGAAACCAUCAACCAACUCAAAACCUGUAGCAUUAGCAGCCAAGAGCCAACCAGCUUCGCCUAAGCCUGCUACGGUUGAGGAUGAGCAUGCUGAAGUGCCAAUAGCCACGGCUCAUAGGGUCCCUUCAGCAAAGGUUUCUGUUGCAGCUACGCCCGAACCAGAGCCGGAACGUGAAGAGUCAAAGGAAAAGCGCGAGCAUACUGCACAGUCCAUCAUGGCCGAUCUGCAACGCACCGGUGAAUUGAUUGCGUCUAAUCUUGAAUUCUUCAAGCCGCUAUCGGCGUCGCUUACCCAUACAACUCGCAACACUCAAAUGGGCGGCGCGGUUGCGCCUCCGGACUUGAAACUACACUUUUCCGAAGCAGACUUGGAAACGUUGGCUAAGAAGAAACCUCUGCGCCUCAACAGUCAAGAUGGAAAGUCUGAAUCAAGGACUCUGAUCACGCCAGGCGGAAAGUUUUUCUGGGGACUCAGUGAAGAGCUGGAGGCAAAGGCACUUGAGCUUGAAAAGCGGAUUGACGAGCUCAAGGGCCCUGGCCGUUUCCAUGCUCGGAAACAAACAGCACACAGUCACGGCCUGGCCACGCAGACGAACGAUGUCCUACCGGCCAUUGCGACGGCACUCAAGGAAGCAGGCAAGAAGCUAAACACCAAUGGCGGACAGCAAAUGCCGAGGCUUGAUGUUCCAUCUGGACUGUUGGGCUCAACAAACCUUCCUUUACCCCCAGUACAGGGACAGGAUGCAUCAGUUGCACAGGCUCCAGUGUCACAGCAACAACAAACACCAGCAGAUGCCGGCGGUUAUUUGAACCAAUACGUGCUUCCCCGCACCGACAACCCGCCACCGAACCAGCCACGUCCUGAAAUGGCGGCAGUAGGUGGACCACCUGGUGCAGGAACGGCAAACAUGUCCGUCAAUGCAAACAGGUUUGCCAAGGCAGCAAAGGCGGUCGUUGAAGGUGGUGCAGUGGGAAGCACCGAGAUUGAUGGCAUGGGAUUCAUGGCUGCUGACAAGCUGGGAGGCGUCUUUGUACAGGGUCUUGAAGCACUUGUAGGAGCCGGUCUGGGCUACCAGUCGACGCAAGAAGUGGGUCUUGACAGCAAUGGUAACAUCAUGCUUGGGCAAGGCGCGGGUGGGCUGGAUAUGCAGGGGCUGAUGAAUGCUAUUGAGACCACAGCGGGUAUGGGUGGAUACAGCGGUAACGCAAGAAGAGGAAGAGGCAGCGUGUUGACCAUGGAAGAGGCGGAACAGGCAAUGCAGGCAGCGAGAAAGGAGCACGAUGUUCUGGAGAAGAAGCUGUCGGCACUGAUCAAGAAGAACAGGAAGCUGGCAUUGGGAGCAGCAAAAUAA